ACUAGGAUCGUUUACAUACAAUUCAAUAUAAAUUCCAUGCCUCAAAACUGAAAACUAGUAGCUAAGCCAAAACCGCACCCAACUACCACCUAUAAAUUUAGCUUCAUUUCGAUUUCGCUUUGUUAUCUACAGCUUAAGGCUAAGCAAUUUCUGAGAGCUUGUGUAGUUUUAGUUGUUUUGUUAGUUGUAGAUAAAAGGCUUGAAAGGAGAGAAGAUGAAGGGAGAAAGUAAGAUCGUGGUGGCUGUGGAUGAGAGUGAGGAGAGCAUGUACGCACUCUCAUGGUGUCUAAGCAAUCUUCUUUCUCGAAACGCCGCCGCCGCCGCCGCCGCCGCCGCCAACAACACCACUCUUGUCCUUCUCUAUGUGAAACCACCACUUCCUGUCUACUCCUCUUUUGAUGCUGCAGGAUACUUGUUUUCUGGAGAUGUCAUUGGAUCGAUGGAGAAAUACUGCGAUGACAUGGUACAUUCUGUGAUGGAAAGAGCCGAAGCUGUCUUUAGAAACUUCGGUACCAAUAUGAACAUUGAGAAAAAAGUUGGUAGUGGAGAUGCCAAGGAUGUGAUUUGUCACACGGUUGACAAGCUUAAUGCUGAUACCUUGGUCAUGGGAAGCCAUGGUUAUGGUUUCUUGAAGAGGACUCUUCUUGGAAGCGUGAGUGACUACUGUGCCAAGCACGUCAAGUGUCCGGUGGUGAUUGUGAAGCAUCCCAAGCACAACUGAGAUUAAUGGUUCUUAAUGAGUGGAGUGGAGGUCAUGGUUACCUAUUAGGUUAUCUUUUAUAAUCAAAGUUCAUGACUUGCUAGGGAGAAGAAGAUGAAAGAGUAAAUAUGAAUUUUGAUUCUGGAAUUUUCGUGUAAAUAUUAGAUAUUUCAAUUCAAAUUUAGACAAUUAUUUGGUUAGUAUGAUAAAUUACUUAUUGUACUUAUGAAAUGUCGUCUCUUUAUCAAGUUUUGU
This is a messenger RNA of Morus notabilis, 955 nucleotides long. Its product is annotated as universal stress protein PHOS34. Lineage: Eukaryota; Viridiplantae; Streptophyta; Magnoliopsida; Rosales; Moraceae. Bases 215 to 721 code for a protein of 168 amino acids. The transcript is spliced from 4 exons. The record is from RefSeq and is a predicted model, not a curated record.